Musca vetustissima is the source of this 831-nucleotide messenger RNA. RefSeq lists its product as uncharacterized. The transcript is spliced from 2 exons. Gene Ontology annotation, biological process: heme oxidation. The record is from RefSeq and is a predicted model, not a curated record. Lineage: Eukaryota; Metazoa; Arthropoda; Insecta; Diptera; Muscidae. Gene Ontology annotation, molecular function: heme oxygenase (decyclizing) activity. The coding region runs from base 37 to 831 and encodes 264 amino acids.
GCAACAACAACCGAAGAGGAUAUCACUCAACAGGAUAUGACAUUCACCAAAGAACUGAGAGCUGCAACAAAAGAAGUUCAUCGAUUAAGUGAUGUUCUAGUCAAUGCAAAAUUUGCAUUUGCUUUGUCCGAUGAUGCUGUAUGGUAUGAUGGCCUUUUGAGUUUUUAUGAAAUUUAUAAAUUCCUAGAAACUAAUUUACCCGAAGAAUUAUUGCCAAAUGAACUGCGACGUACCGAGGCAUUUGAAAAAGAUUUUGAAUAUUUCUAUGGCGACAAUUGGAAAGAAUCCUACGAAAUUCGUCCGGCUGUGCGUAAAUAUCUCGAUCAUUUGGAAGAAGUUAAUAAAAAGGAUAAACUUCUGUUAUUCGCCUAUGCCUAUCAAAUGUAUAUGGCCUUAAUGUCGGGCGGUCAAUUGUUGCAACGUAAACGUAUGAUAGCACGUAAAUUAUGGCCCGGCUCGAAUGGUGUCACAGCCGAAGAAGAAAUUGCCGCAGCAGAACAAUCGGAGAAACCAACUGACCCGGAUGAUCUAACAACCAGACCUAUGCCCGUACAAGUUUCCAUAUGUCCUGAGGGUUGUGCUGCUACAUAUUUCCCACAGAAAAUUGCUGUUUUAAAGGGCAAGUUGCGUAAAGUCCUCAACGAUAAUUAUGGAAAGUUCGAUGAAAAAAUGAAAGCCGAUUUCAUCGAGGAAAGUAAAAAUGUAUUUUUGUAUAAUAGCGAUGUGGUACGUUCCAUAAAGGGUGUAAAUCGCGCUAAUAUUAAGAAGCUGGCAAUUGUUGUGGUUUUCUUUGUUAGUAUCUAUUUCGCUAUUAAAUUAGCGAAACGUUAA